Messenger RNA from Penicillium bovifimosum, 285 nucleotides. RefSeq lists its product as uncharacterized. The coding region runs from base 1 to 285 and encodes 94 amino acids. The record is from RefSeq and is a predicted model, not a curated record. The transcript is spliced from 2 exons. Lineage: Eukaryota; Fungi; Ascomycota; Eurotiomycetes; Eurotiales; Aspergillaceae.
AUGGAGCGGAGUCCCGAAGAUGUUGGGUACUCACCAUUGCCUACCGCCACGCAUGAGGAAGGCGAGAGCCUCAACCAGCUAUUCGAGUACACGCUGAUUGGUUGGGCACUGAAGAACGACGACCAGCAAUCGACGCUGAAGCGCAAGACCCGCCGGUCUCUCAAUAAGAACCCAAGGCUCGCAGAAGGGACAAUUUGGGUCGAACGGUAUAUCGAACGCAUCCCGCUGAUCUGGAUCAUUGAUGCGAUUCAGUUGGAAGAGGAUCUCAUGGCAGAAGAUGUAUAA